Molecule: messenger RNA, 1083 nt
Organism: Macaca mulatta (Rhesus monkey)
Lineage: Eukaryota; Metazoa; Chordata; Mammalia; Primates; Cercopithecidae
Source: RefSeq, a predicted model, not a curated record
AUGGCUCCCGCCGAGGCGCCGAGCCGGGCCGAGAGGGACGCGGGACCGACCGGCUCGCCCUCCUCCUCCCCGCGCGGCCUCCGACCCGGGUUUCCGUACAGGUCAGGGCGAAGCGGGCUGGCCGGGCGUCGGCGGAGCAGGAGAGGGGCGCCUUCCUGCGUGCGGCCGCGGCCCCCGAAACAGCCCGAGCUCCGAAACGGAGGCGGCGGCGGCGCCUUUCCAAUAUGGCGGCCCCGGCUGACGUCACCGGAGGAUGUGGCAGAGUCGGCGCGGAAGAACUGGGCCGGGAGACGCCGGAAGCGGCGGGCGGGGACCCGGCGGCCGGACCCGGCGGGCGGGGAUCCUCUGGCACUGCCGCCUACACCCUUCCUGGCCCUUGGGCUGGAGCCUGAACCUGGUGGGGCCCCCCACGAAUCGGAAGAGCCUGGGCCACGUGAAGGUGGACCCCACUCAGCCUCCAGCCUUGCCCUCCGCGCCUCAGACACCGCCGUCUUCGGAGGCGGCUCCGCGGCCGUGUGGAAGGGGUCCCAUUUGGACUCCGGGGUCCGCAGGAGUGGCAGGAAGCGCUUCGCUCGCGGCUACUGGGAGAGGAGGGGCGCGCUUUCUGCCGGGACUCCGUAACCCUUUAGAAGAAGCAAGUGCGUCCAAAUGGUUUGAAAGUGGACCUUUAGUGUUUUCCAGGAGUAAGAAGAUAGAACAAUUGACCAGUUUUGUUUGUAAAACUUCUUUUCUUGCCUUGGACUUCUGCUAUAAAGUGACCAGGGCGUAGUGAGUACAGUUAGUGCCGCACACGUUAGCACGCUCAACCUUAACGAUCUUUUUAUAGAGACAAUAAACCUGCAGGGUUUCAUGCCACGUCUUUGUACGCAUCAGAUCUCUCUCCGUGUAGUUACUAAGUGAAAUCCUCUCGGCGUACGCAAAUUACGUUAAAAAAUAGCUGUCAAACCUGAGUCAGGAGUUGGAGGAGUAGAGGGUGGCGCUUAUAAGUGAAACAAUCAGGAAUGGCAUUGUGUGCCAUCCUGUAUUAAACAAUGUAUGGACAGAGUGGAACAACAGCAAAGCAAAAAAUAAAAAUUAAAAAAA